UCUCCCUCCGCAGACACAUCUACCCUGACCUCUCGACGCGGCGGACCCGAUAAGCGCGCUCUCAACGUCAACAUGGCCGUUCACGCAAUGCACGGACAAAUGGAUUAUAGCUUGGACAGCAAGCAGGGGAAAAUGCUGGAGGACCGCCUGGACAGCGGCGUGGACUCCUUAAAGGACGAAACCCUGAUGAUCGAGGACUUUAAGGACCUGACUGUGAGAUGCAAGGAGGAGAACACGGAGGAGUGGGAGCCGUGGAGGGACGCGGUGACCGAGGACGGAGACACGCUGCUCCACUUGGCCAUCAUUCAUGAAGCCACUGAACAUGCCCUUCAGAUGAUCCAGCUGUCCAGAUGUCACUCUUUCCUCAACAAACAGAACCACCAAAGACAGACUGCCCUCCACCUGGCAGUGAUCACCGAGCAGCCCAAGUUGGUGGACUGUCUCCUGAAAGCCGGCGCUGACCCGCUGCUGACCGACAACAGCGGCAACACGGCUCUCCACAUCGCCUGCAGACGCGGCUCCAUGGCGUGCUUCGGCGUCAUCACCCAGAACUGCCAACGCCACCUCACCUCCGUCCUGUCGGUCCCCAACUACAGUGGACACAACUGCCUCCACUUGGCGUCCAUUAACGGCUACGUUUCCUUGGUGGAAAGCCUCGUUCAGCUGGGAGCGAACAUCAACCAACAGGAACCCUGCAGUGGACGGACAGCGCUCCACUUGGCUGUCGAUCUGCAGAACCCCACGCUAGUCCGAUGCCUUCUUGACCUUGGCGCAGAGGUCAACUGCCAGAACUACGGAGGCUUCACGCCGUACCACCUUACGUACGGGCGGCAGAACGACGAGAUCCGCUGCCAGUUGUACGAGCGGACGGCGCUGGAGCUGAGGGCGCUGCCCGAGAGCGAGUCAGACGACAGCGACAUGGAGGACCUGGAUUUGCUGGAGGAUGAGGUCUAUGACGACAUAGUGUUCGGGAAGUAGAAAAGGCACCCUCAUCGCUCAUGGUGCGAACGUCAAGCUGCUAACGGGUUUGCCGAAGAACGGCUCCCAACGGGGUACAGAAGCCGGUCGAGCUCCCCCUCUCCAUGUCCCGCUCCCUCCUCCAACGGUUCAGGCACGCGGGUGCUGCCCCCCCCCCCCCCCCCCCCCGAGACUGCAAAACGGGGAACGAAGAUGGUUGUACGGUCAAGAUUGCUGAACAAAACAACCACGGCGAGACCUCCGUAUGGUCCGCAACUGUGUAAAAAUAUAAAUAUAUUGUAUAAAUGCAAGCUAUGUAACAUAUUGUAAAUACAGAGAUCCUAUUUUUGUACUAAGUGUGAAUUUAAACACUAUUAUCCUGAAAAAAGUCAAAUAAUAAAAAAAAAAAAA
Molecule: messenger RNA, 1368 nt
Organism: Xiphophorus maculatus (southern platyfish)
Lineage: Eukaryota; Metazoa; Chordata; Actinopteri; Cyprinodontiformes; Poeciliidae
Product: NF-kappa-B inhibitor alpha-like
Exons: 6
Coding region: 73-978 (301 amino acids)
Molecular function (GO): protein binding
Source: RefSeq, a predicted model, not a curated record